This is a messenger RNA of Clarias gariepinus (North African catfish), 2041 nucleotides long. It is a transcript of the gene f10, whose product is annotated as coagulation factor X. Gene Ontology annotation, biological process: proteolysis. Gene Ontology annotation, molecular function: serine-type endopeptidase activity; calcium ion binding. The record is from RefSeq and is a predicted model, not a curated record. NCBI's taxonomy places the organism in Eukaryota, Metazoa, Chordata, Actinopteri, Siluriformes, Clariidae. Gene Ontology annotation, cellular component: extracellular region.
UAAUCAGGUCGGUUUGAGAUCAAAAGUGUUCUAAAUGUAAACAACGCUAAACAUCAAAUAAGAUCAUAUUAGUAGUGUUAAAGGGUUAGGCGUAAUAACGAAAGAUUUCUUUAAAACGAUUUAAAACGUUUUAUUGUCCCCUUUCUUUCGGCCUCUGUCUCCCCCCACCCGUCAGUUAUCACUCCGGUUACUGACCUCCUGUGCCUGUCUUUCAGAAUUCAGUCAUCUCUUAUAGAGAAGUGCCUAACGGUAAAAACUCAGCAUGUUUUGGGUCUUCAGGACCUGUCUUUAUCUACUUCUUGCACACUGUGCUACAUCUGAGGUCUUCCUCCAAACCAAGGAUGCCAACCAGGUCCUCGCACGCCACAGGCGGGCCAACAGCUUUUUAGAGGAACUAAAAAAGGGUGACAUGGAGCGAGAGUGCAUAGAAGAGCGGUGUAGUUACGAGGAGGCCCGGGAGAUCUUCGAGGACAAGGACAAGACGGAUAAAUUCUGGAGUGUAUAUGUUGGUAAGUGACUGUAAUCAAGGGGCCUUUUUUAAGACAAUGAUCUAAUCACUUGCAGAUGGAAUCAGUGUCACAUUUUAAGAUGAAAUCCCUUUUUUAUUAUGAUUUUAUAAAUUAUAGAUGGAGAUGCAUGCGCCUCUAAUCCUUGUCUUAACAAGGGUUUGUGCAAAGAUGGAAUAGGGGCAUAUUCCUGUUACUGCCCUGAAUUGUUUCAGGGGACUAACUGUGAGAUUGCAAUUCCACAGCUGUGUGAGGAUAAGAAUGGGGGCUGUGAUCACUUCUGCAAAGUGGACCAGAAGAAGGGGACUGCACUCUGCUCUUGUGCCAAAGGUUACAACCUAGCAGCUGACAAGAAGACCUGUACAUCUGAUGAACCCUUUAAAUGUGGCCAUGUGUUUCCUAAGGGAACCCGAAGCAUUACAAUACAUCGUUCAACAGAAAAUGUCACUUAUACCGGCAAUGGCACCAUCCCUGUCAAUGUACCACUGGAAAUCCCUGAAGAAAACACAGUAAAAACCAAUUUAACUGCAAAAAAGACUGUUACAAAUGUCACUAAGAGCCAGGCAGACCCCAACAGUUGGUUUGGACUAAUAGAACCCAGUCCCACUCCUGUAGAGGAAUCAGUGUUCUCUGGAGAGACAAGAAUUGUGAACGGUGAGGACUGUCCUCCUGGAGAAUGUCCAUGGCAGGCAUUGCUCAUGAAUGAGGACAAGAUUGGCUUCUGUGGCGGGACUAUUCUGAAUGAAUACUUCAUUUUGUCUGCAGCCCACUGCAUGAACCUGUCCCGCUCCAUCACAGUCAUUCUAGGUGAAACAGACACCUUGGUUAGGGAAGGGCGAGAAGUGGUACAUUCUGUUGAACAAGUACUGGUACAUAAGCAGUAUCAGCCUGAGACCUACCACAAUGACAUUGCCCUCAUCAAGCUCGUCAAACCCAUUACCUUCACAAAGUACAUCAUCCCAGCGUGCCUCCCCGAGCGUGACUUUGCAGAGCGUGUCCUCAUGCAACAAGAAGAAGGCAUGGUGAGUGGGUUUGGUCGUCUCCAUGAAGGCGGUCUCCAGGCCACCGUGCUGCAGAGGCUCACUGUACCCUACGUAGACCGUUCCAUCUGCAAGGAGUCCACCAAGUUCAACAUCAGCCCCCGCAUGUUCUGUGCUGGCUACGCCAGGGUGGAAAAGGACGCGUGUCAGGGUGACAGCGGUGGCCCACACGUCACCAGGUACAAAAACACAUGGUUCGUGACGGGCGUGGUAAGCUGGGGUGAGGGCUGCGCUCGCAAAGACAAGUACGGCAUCUACACUCAGGUGUCCAAGUAUCUCAAAUGGAUCGAGACCGUCAUGGAGCAGGUCAUGGCCGAGUCUAAAGCAACCAGUAAAUCCAGGAAAAAAAGGGGGGCACUUGGGCAGGUGCCUGUGAUUCGGAUGUGAAUAAAAAUAAAAUAUGGUAAAUUAUGUGUAAAAGAGAUGCAAAUAUAAACAAAAACAACUGGAAACAUGCAUUUAAAUAAAGGUUCCAUAUAUAUAUCUGCAAACUCA